CCAAAGGAUCCAAAGAAGCCAUCUGCUCACAUCGAAGCUGCCAACCUAGGAGACAAGACUUAUCAGGCCAACAUAAGUACUUCAACUAUGUCUCAGUUUAUAACACCCCGACACAUAGAUACUAAACUCUCAAAGCACGCAUUUAAAAGAGUUCUUUUUUUAAGCUUUCUCUUUUAACUGCCGCAUGACAAGGUCAUUUGGGAGUGGCUGAUCGGGAAGAUUGUGAUAGGCCCAAAAGAUCGUGAAAGUAUUAUAGGAUAAGCAAGUUUUUUUACCAGAUUCCCUCUUCUCUCCCUCCCUCCGAAUCUCUCGCGCUUUCCAGGGGACUGAGGAAAAGAGGUUUUGGUUCGAAACAGUUUUAAAAAGAUUUGAGACCCUGGGCCACCUUUUAAGCGUCCAAACGUUAAUGUUCGUUGAAUGUUAGUUGUUUAUCAUAGUUUUAAAACUCCAAAGAGAAACAGAAAAAAAUGACCAUGAACAUUUCUUUAUCUUUAACCCCCUACCGCGUCAGUAUAAUUCUUCCCUUUAUUUUUUUUCUAGUGAUCAAAGACUGGUCAGUCAGUGCCCCGUUCAGCCAUCUUGCAGGCGGUAUGAAGUACCAGGAUGGAAAACUGACUGUGCCUACCACUGGACGGUACUAUAUUUACCUGCAGAUCUAUUGUAAAACGCAAGGAAGAGUCUAUGUUCGUGCAAACAACCGAGUCAUCACCAUGAUUCAAUCGCCUACAACUUCGAGUGCCAUGUACGUAGGUGGAGUUUUUAACCUGACAGCUGGUGACGUCAUCACGUUUCUUUCUGCUUAUGCCAAUUUCCGAGUUUUCAUGUACAGCUAUCACACCUACUUUGGCGCGUAUUUGAUUUGA
Molecule: messenger RNA, 863 nt
Organism: Porites evermanni
Lineage: Eukaryota; Metazoa; Cnidaria; Anthozoa; Scleractinia; Poritidae
Source: the annotation of a GenBank genome assembly